Pseudomassariella vexata is the source of this 269-nucleotide messenger RNA. RefSeq lists its product as uncharacterized. The transcript is spliced from 3 exons. The record is from RefSeq and is a predicted model, not a curated record. Lineage: Eukaryota; Fungi; Ascomycota; Sordariomycetes; Amphisphaeriales; Pseudomassariaceae. The coding region runs from base 1 to 171 and encodes 56 amino acids.
AUGACCCAGAAAAACAUUAGAUACAUUCAGUGUGGUGAACCCUUCUCCCUUUUAUCCUUCUGUCCUCCCGUCUCGUCAUUUCAGGAAUCUUCGAGAAUGCUGUUGAGAAUCUUCUGUGGGUCUUUCUGGCCGAAGACGUCGCAGAGGCCACAUACCGGUCAUAGACCGUGACAAAAGGGAAGAAGGAGAGGCGAAGCGAAAGAAGGAGAGAGGGGAAGGGGACGAAGGAGAGGAGAGGGGUAGCGCUAGGUCGGUACGUGUGAAGGUCA